Messenger RNA from Helianthus annuus (common sunflower), 1497 nucleotides. RefSeq lists its product as uncharacterized. Bases 1 to 1497 code for a protein of 498 amino acids. NCBI's taxonomy places the organism in Eukaryota, Viridiplantae, Streptophyta, Magnoliopsida, Asterales, Asteraceae. The record is from RefSeq and is a predicted model, not a curated record. The transcript has 5 exons.
AUGCUAGAGCAGAUUGAAGAGAACCCAGAAAUACCAGUUAAGGCUGUACAAGAACAGUUUCAAAGGAGGUUUUCAGUUGGAAUUUCAAGAAUGAAGGCAUAUAGGGCUAAGUUCAUAGCUAAGAAGCAUGUAGAAGGAGACUAUGCUAAACAGUAUACACUGUUGAGGGAUUAUGCUAAUGAACUCAUCCAACAAAAUCCAGGUACUACUGUUAAGAUCGAGGUUGAUGCUAAUCCAGAUCCAGGGAAUAAUACCAGACAGUUUAGAAGGAUAUAUGUGUGUUUGGCUGCAUUAAAGCAGGGGUUGAAAGCAAUUGGAAGGGAUUUCUUAGUUCUAGAUGGUGCAUUCAUGAAAGGACCAUUCCCAGGGCAACUGUUAAGUGCAGUGGGUGUUGACUGCAACAAUGGGAUCUACCCUGUUGCUUAUGCAAUUGUGGAAUCUGAAAACAAAGAGUCAUGGACUUGGUUCUUAGAGAUUUUAGGUGAUGAUCUUGGUUUAGGCACUUACUCAAAUUUUACUUUCAUAAGUGAUAGACAAAAGGGGAUACUUCCUGCAAUCUCAAAACUGUUUCCUUGUGCUGAGCAUCGAUACUGUCUUCGCCACAUACAUGAAAACAUGAAAGUUAGUUUCAAAGGAGAUCUUUACAAGGAUAAGCUUUGGAACUGUGCUUGUGCAACAACAGUACCAGAAUUAUCAGUUGCUAUGGAUGACUUGAAGGCUUUCAACAAGAAAGCUCACUUAUGGUUGUCAAAGAUUCCUCCUUUACAUUGGUCAAGGGCUUAUUUUUCAGGGAGGGCUGUUUCUGAUAUAGUGCUUAAUAGCAUGUGUGAGGUUUUCAAUGGAAAAAUAGUAGAAGGCAGGGACAAGCCUAUCAUAUCAGCCCUUGAAUACAUAAGGGAGUAUCUAAUGAGGAGAAUAGUAACUGUGUUGAACGUAAUGGAGAGAAGUGAAGGCUUGCUUACACCCAAGGCAACAGAAGUUUUUGAAGGGAUCAAAAGAGAUGCAACCGCUUACCAUGUUCAGUGGAAUGGGGGGGGGAUUUAUAUCAGACAUGCUGUGGCUGCAAUUUGGGAGAAAGCUGCUAAUAGGGGCAGGGUGGGUGCUUUGGAGAGUUGGGUACAUCCGGUUUAUACAGUGGAGAGGUGGAAACAAGUGUACUCUUUUAGGGUGAACCCUAUCAAUGGUAGGACUUUAUGGACAAGGGUACAUGCUCCUACAACGAUUACACUCCCAAAACAUCACACCCAGGUUGGUAGACCAAAGAAAUUGAGGAAAAGAUCUGCUGUGGAGCUUAAAGAGAUGACCCAAUCAGGAAGGCUGUCCAAAAAGCACACUAAAGGAGCAUGUUCAAAGUGUAAGAAGACUGGACAUAAUUCCAGGACUUGCAAGGGUCAAGGUGAAGCUGUCAAGACUGGCAAAUCAGGGAAGAGUGGCAAGGCAGAGAAGAAAAGGAAGGUUAUGGUCAGUUUACUUUAUGGUCUGUUUUUGGUCACUUAG